This is a messenger RNA of Macadamia integrifolia, 1488 nucleotides long. RefSeq names its product dof zinc finger protein DOF3.1. The transcript has a single exon. The record is from RefSeq and is a predicted model, not a curated record. Lineage: Eukaryota; Viridiplantae; Streptophyta; Magnoliopsida; Proteales; Proteaceae. Gene Ontology annotation, biological process: regulation of DNA-templated transcription. Bases 422 to 1078 code for a protein of 218 amino acids. Gene Ontology annotation, molecular function: DNA binding; DNA-binding transcription factor activity.
AAAGUAGAGAGAGAAAGAGUAUUUUAUUGAAGGUUAAGCAGUGACUAAUCUGGAUUAGUGUUAGUGGAAUGUUUGUGAUCUUGUGAUUCUUCCAAAGCCAAGUAUUUAAAGGAAUCCCAAACAAAGUUGAGAGACAAAGCUUCCUUUGUCUGAGGAGUUUCAACCUUUCAGUUCACUCAGAGAGAUAGAUAGUUCCUCUCUUCAUCAAUCAUCUCGUUCUUAGAUUCUUUACUGUCUCGUUUACAAAACUGAAAUUUGUUUUCUUCAAUUCCAAUCUCUUCUCAUACGAUUCUGUAGAUAUCCAGAAACCCCAAAUCAUCUUUCAAUCCAGCGAAAACCCAGUUCUUCAAGCUAUCCAUUUCUUCAUGAAAAAGUGAGACACAGCGAAUCAGAAACCCAAUUUUGUUAUUUUGUUCUCAGAAUGCAAGAUCCGUCUUCAUUUCAACCUCUUAAACCUCAUUUCGCGGAGCAAGAACAACUCAAGUGUCCUCGAUGUGAUUCAACGAACACCAAAUUCUGUUAUUACAACAAUUACAAUCUCUCUCAGCCACGCCAUUUCUGCAAGAAUUGCAGACGGUAUUGGACUAAAGGAGGUACUCUUCGGAACAUACCGGUUGGCGGUGGAAGUCGCAAGAACUCAAAACGUUCAUCGAAUCCGAAGCGUUCUUCAUCAUCUACUUCUUGUUCUUCUUCAUCAACAUCGGUUUCGUCGGCCCAGAAUGUAGUUCCAAAGCCUGAACCGUCCAGUAUCUACAGUUCCUCUGUUAACAAUAUGGAUCAGGAUCGUCGGAUGUUGGAUAUCACAGGAAGCUUCAGCUCUCUUCUGGCUUCAAAUGGUCAAUUUGGAAAUCUAUUGGAGGGUUUGAAUCCAAACGCUUCAAGCAUUCGAACAGUUCAAUUUGGAGAAUUUGCAGAGAAUUCAAGCUCAGGAUCGAUUGGGAAUCCCACAUUAGAGUUGCAAAGCAACAAUAACCAGGAGACAUUCUUGGGCAUUCAAGGUGGUGAUUCGAGUUGCUGGAGUGGUGGUAAUGGAUGGCCUGAUCUCGCCAUUUACACACCAGGUUCGAGCUUUCAAUGAAAAAGAUAAAAAUCAAAAAUCAAAACCCCUCUUUUUCCUUCCCUUUGCUGUGAUAUUUAGAGAUUAAUAUGAAUAACUUUAAGGUGACAUUGGUUUGUACUUGGGUGGUGUUUGUUCUUAGGGUAGAAGGAGAGAAAAGUAUUAUUUCCGUUUUGGGUUUUUUUAGGAGAAUAUGAAAUGAUGUACUUAAUAUAAAGUUUGAUAUAAUUUACUAUUAUUAGCAUAAUUUAUACAAUAAUAUAAUAGAAAAAAAAAAAAAAAAAAAGGAUUUGAGCUUAUUAGGGUUUUUUUUUUUUUGGGUUUUAUCUACUUAUUGGUCCUUGAUAGAUGAUGAUGUAUGACAUUCAUGAAUGUGUUUGCGGAUUUGAUGUUUUAAUAUUAAGGCCAUUACUUGUUGUUUAUUGAUUAAA